Polychytrium aggregatum is the source of this 1625-nucleotide messenger RNA. RefSeq lists its product as uncharacterized. The transcript has 2 exons. The record is from RefSeq and is a predicted model, not a curated record. NCBI's taxonomy places the organism in Eukaryota, Fungi, Chytridiomycota, Chytridiomycetes, Polychytriales. The coding region runs from base 16 to 1164 and encodes 382 amino acids. Gene Ontology annotation, molecular function: protein binding.
CAUCCCACAGCCGAUAUGGCUCGCCUUGCCAUCGACAGCCACGACCCAGACAUCUUCACCAUCAUCUGCUUCAACGACAGCUUCCAGCUCGCACUCGACCACGCCGCCAUCAAGACUCUCCUCCGAGUGUGCAAGCGGGCCCGGCCUCUCCUGAGCUCCAAGCUGCCUCGCUUCCACAACUGGUGUCAGAGUAUGGAGCUCCUCAAUCCAGAUGGACAGUUGCGGAUCGGCCUCACGCCGAGCGACGAGAUUGCCAUCUCACUUCACUGCGAGGGUCAACAGACGGCCGACCGAAUCUGGCUCGAUAUUCAAGCAGAUCAAGGCAAUGCUGCUGCCUCGUAUCUCCUCGCCCGGAUCCUCCAAAGCAAAGUCUCCCGACGACAGACCGAUGACUCUCCCGACUGGGACACCAUCCACCAGCAAAUCACCACUCUCCUGCAAACGGCCGCAGACAACAACCACCCCAUGGCCCAGUUCCAUCUGGCCGAAUGCUAUUACCAAUGUCUCGGAGUCGACCAGGACCAUGCCAGGGCUGCCGAGCUGUAUCGCCAGGCAGCCAUCCAAGGAUAUCCGCGAGCUCAAGUCGGACUCGGUCGCUGCUUCGAGGGAGGCGAAGGUGUCGAUCAAGGCUUUGACUCAGCCAUCGAAUGGUAUUCCAAGGCCGCCGACCAGGGCAGCGAGGAUGGUCGACUCCAUAUCCAUCUGAUGGCGGUGUGUCUGUUCAACGGCUUCGGAGUCGCGAGGGACCAGAGCAGCGCAGCUGGCAUAUUCGAGCAACUCGCCGCUGAAGGUCACAGCGAUAGCCAGUUUUGGAUCGGCAGAUGCCACUACUUUGGCGAGGGAAUCUCGUCGAACGAGUCAAAGGCAUUCAAGUGGUUCAGCCAGUCGGCCGAUCAAGACAGCUCGUAUGCACAGACCAUGGUUGGGACGUGCUAUCGCUGGGGAUAUGGUGUCGCCGUCGACCAUGCCAAAGCAUUUGAGUGGUACCGCAAGUCGGCUGAGCAGAACAAUCGGCAGGGCCAGUGCUGCCUCGGGGACUGCUACCAGACCGGACGAGGUGUUGCCGCGGACAUUGACACCGCCGUCUUCUGGUACCGCAAGGCUGCCCAGCAGAAAGACCACCAGGCCCUCAACACACUCAAGCAUCUCGGCGUGUGGCUUUGACCCACCAUCGGCCUGUAUCAAUACACAGCUCCGUUUGGAUCAACUCUGACACUGGCGCAUCAGGUUGAUCCAGCGGAAAUGGCAAUGAAACCAUGAUCAUUCAAAGCUUCAUGUUUCGUCUGUUUGGUGGCUCAGGGGAUCCAUGGACGGGGUUUCGCUUGCGUUGUGGUGCACAUAUAUGCAUGUUCAACAAUCACAACUGAACGGCGAUUCUUGUUUAUCGUCAAGCUCUCCUUCUUGGAGCGUUGCGUCCGAUCCCUUCGGUCGGCAACGCAUGGCUCUCCGGUCGUCGCAAGUCUCGCUGAAUCGAAAACACAUGCGAUGUCUCGAGCAGGGUGAGCUGGGAGGAUGCCUGCGCGGUCUCGGCCACAACAUCAGCAAAUCCCUGUUUCUCCUUGAGCUCGUUCGACACACUCGGGAUCGAUGAAGUAUUGUAUAGGCUGUGCAUCGCUGCCCGAUAC